Molecule: messenger RNA, 1287 nt
Organism: Rosa chinensis
Lineage: Eukaryota; Viridiplantae; Streptophyta; Magnoliopsida; Rosales; Rosaceae
Product: protein UNUSUAL FLORAL ORGANS
Exons: 1
Coding region: 1-1287 (428 amino acids)
Molecular function (GO): protein binding
Source: RefSeq, a predicted model, not a curated record
AUGGAUCCUCAUUUUCAUCGUCUCUCUGAAAUCCCCUUACCCUUGUCAUUUAGCAGUACCUACGCUGGUAGUAGUAGUAGUAGUGGAUCUAAUCAUGAUGAUCCAUGGAUGGACCCUAGGAUAUGGAGGAAGCUCCCAACUCGGAUUCUCGACCGCAUUAUUGCCUUUCUUCCACCACCGGCCUUCUUCCGAUCUCGGUGUGUCUGCAGGAGAUGGAAUGGCCUGUUGUUCACCAACACCUUCCUUCAACUCUACCUCGAUAUCUUCCCACACCGUCGCCAUUGGUUCCUCUUUUUCAAGGUCUACACCCAGAAUCUCAUUGAUGACAACAACAACAACAGGGCUGAAGGGUACCUUUUCGAUCCUUAUGAACUCGUCUGGUACCGCCUUCCCUUUCCUUUGGUUCCACCAUCUGGCUUCUGUCCAGCCGCUUCUUCAGGCGGACUGGUCUGUUGGAUUUCGGAUAACCCUGCUCCGAAAAACCUACUUCUCUCCAACCCGCUUUCGGGUACCUUAAACCAACUCCCUCGAACACUAACCUCAAGGUAUCAACCCUCCAUCGGCUUUACUGUCACCCCUACUUCCAUAGACGUCACCCUUGCCGGAGAUGACCUCAUCAACAAUGCCCUAGCUGUAAAGAACUCCAGCGCAGAAAGGUUCCGUGUGGAUGGUACGGGCUGCUUUCUUCCCACAUGGCAGAUCACUUCUCCUCUUCCCAGACUCUGCAACUUUGAGUCGGCUGGUAGAAUGGUUCACAUUAAUGGAAGGCUCUACAACAUGAGCUACCACCCUUUCAACGUCGCGACCUAUGACGUGGAAACAGCCAUUUGGUGGGAUAUUCAGCCACCGAUGAAGAGGUUCCUGAAGUGUCCUAGCGUGGUAGAGAGUGGCACUGGGAAGCUUCUGCUGGUUGCGGCUAUUGAGAAGAGGUCGCUGAUCGUGCCGAAAAGCUUGAGGGUCUGGAGCUUGCAGGAAGGAACUACGUGGGUGGAGAUUGAGAGGAUGCCUCAACUGCUUUAUGAUCGGUUCGGUGCGGAGAUGGAGUCCUGUGGGAAUGGGUUUCACUGCGUUGGCCAUGGAGAGUUCAUUGUGUUCAUGAUUCCGGGGAGUUCUCGUCAUUUGGGUGUGUUGUUUAAUAUGAACACCAAACUGUGGAAGUGUAUGCCUCCCUGUCCUUUUGUUGGUAUGGGUGAUCUGAGCCGUGGUUUUGCUUAUGAGCCCCGGCUUGCUACUCCGGUCACUUCGCUUCUGAAUUAUCAGUUCCCUGCUGCUCCAUUUCCAGCUUGA